Molecule: messenger RNA, 666 nt
Organism: Carlito syrichta (Philippine tarsier)
Lineage: Eukaryota; Metazoa; Chordata; Mammalia; Primates; Tarsiidae
Gene: RNF186
Product: ring finger protein 186
Exons: 1
Coding region: 1-666 (221 amino acids)
Biological process (GO): protein K29-linked ubiquitination; protein K63-linked ubiquitination; protein localization to mitochondrion
Cellular component (GO): endoplasmic reticulum membrane
Molecular function (GO): ubiquitin protein ligase activity
Source: RefSeq, a predicted model, not a curated record
AUGGCUUGUGCUGAGACCCCGCAGCUGCCCCAGCCCAACUCCACAGGAGCCACCACAGCCAUGGGCCCCCCCAGGGGUCAUUGUGGCUCCGCAGAGUGCGACCUGGAGUGCCUGGUAUGCCGGGAGCCCUACAGCUGUGCCCGGUCGCCCAAGCUGCUGGCCUGCCAACAUGCCUUCUGUGCCGUCUGCCUGAAGCUUCUGCUGUGCGUGCAGGACAACACCUGGUCCAUCACCUGCCCACUGUGCCGCAAGGUCACGGCCGUCCCUGGGGGCCUCAUCUGUGGCCUGCGUGACCAGGAGGUGGUGGUGGGCCGGCUGGCCCGGCUGUGCCUGGAGGUGCAGCUGUCUCCUCAGGGGCUGGCAGAUCCUGCUGCCUCAGCAGUAGGGCACCCCAGCUUGGCCGGAGAGGACGGGCAGGACGCAGUAAGUGCCAACCGCACAGCAGCCCGGCGCCUGGCCGCACACCUGCUCCUACUGGUCUUGCUCAUCUUCCUCAUCCUGCCCUUCAUCUACCCAGGCGUCAUCCGGUGGGUGCUCACCUCCAUCAUCGCCCUGGCCCUGCUGAUGUCCACCCUCUUCUGCUGUCACCCCGGUAGCUGGGGCGGCUCCCCCAGAACUCUCUUCUGCAGAGAGCAGAAACACAGCCAGAUCUUGUCCAUUGCCUGA